Pyricularia grisea is the source of this 1149-nucleotide messenger RNA. RefSeq lists its product as uncharacterized. The transcript has a single exon. Gene Ontology annotation, cellular component: nucleus; elongin complex. The record is from RefSeq and is a predicted model, not a curated record. The coding region runs from base 1 to 1149 and encodes 382 amino acids. Lineage: Eukaryota; Fungi; Ascomycota; Sordariomycetes; Magnaporthales; Pyriculariaceae. Gene Ontology annotation, biological process: transcription elongation by RNA polymerase II.
AUGGCUCCUAAAUCCCUAGUUGAAUUGGCCGUCAAGGCUGCAGUCCGCAACAUCAGCCUCAUCACGAGCGUCGGUUAUGCUCCGUACGAACUGGUGAGGCCGAUCCUGCUCAAAGUCGAGUCCGCGGAGCAGCUGAUUCAGAUUGAGGAAAACUGCCCGCACAUCGCUGAGGAGAGCGCGGAGCUGUGGAGGCGGUUGAUCGACAAGGACUUUGCCCGGGACGCUGAGAAGAAGCGCUACGUCCCCAAGAACCCCUUGUCGUGGGGUAAAGUCUACCUUAAGUACAGGAGGGAGAGGGACGAGGCGGUCGCCGCGGCCGAGGCCCGCCUCAACGAGCAAUUCGACAAGCUCAAGCAGGAGCGCCAAAAGAAUGAGGCCCAGCUCGUCAAGCCGAGCCAGAUUCCAUUCAACCUCCGCCGUACCACCACCAUCGGCGGCGGGUCACGCUUCGGCCCUCCCGGCGCCCCCAGGGCCUCGUCGAACCUAUCGUGGGGCGGCGGCACCAGGACCAACGUCAACGAGGCCGGCGGGCACAUGAGGAAGGUCAAGCGCCAGGCCGCCGAGGCCGCAAAGCGGAGGGCCAUAUCGGGCCAGGUCGGCGCCCUGCGGGGCCAGGUAAUGAGGGCUCCCAAGGCUCUCCUCGAUGCCAAGCGAAUCGCUCAAAACCCGGGCGCCAAGGCUCAACAGCCCGCCAGGGAGGAGUCGGUGCUGCCGCCGAGCAGGCGGGGCGACAUGGAGGCGAGGCUCUUGAAGCUCAAGCAAACGUCCAAGGACCGCGGGCCGGCCGUUGAGGUUUCCGACGAUGAGCUUGAGGCGUCUGACGAAGAGUCCUCAAGGCCUUCAAAGUACCGGAGGGUUGCUGAAGCUCCCGAAAAGCUCUCGGCUAGCUUUUUGGAUGAUGAUGAUGAGGAGGGUGAGGGGGGUGAUUUGUUUGGCGAUGAGGAGUCAAGUUCGAGACCGUCUUAUUCAUCUUCGAGAGGUCCUGCGAGACAUUCUCAGGCUUCUUCCUACCAAUCGCCUUCCAAAUCAGCCAGUAAAUAUCCCGAACCUGCCUCUCCCCCACCACCAGCCGCGUCUGGCAGUUCAUCAUCCUUUCUGUCUCGGAAGCGAAAGGCUCAGGCCAAUGUCUUUAUGCAAAAGAGGCGCUGA